CAAUCAGCUUAGUCACCUAGCUGGUAGAUAGACUCAGUUCAAUGGCGUCCAUGAAAAUCCAUUCGUUGGUGUUAGUGUUGGUCGCACUAGUCAUGGGGCCACUGGCCGCGGUGGCCGGCGACCCGGACAUCCUCACCGAUUUCGUCCCACCAACCACAAUCGGCGGGCCAGCCAACAUCACCGGUGACUAUUUUACCUUCACCGGCUUCCGUCCCAAGCUGAUCCCAACAGCCACCUUCGCGGUGGAGAAGGCCUCCCUGGCGGAGUUCCCCGCGCUCAACGGACAGAGCGUGUCCUAUGCCAGGCUCACGUUCCCUGCAGGCACUGUGAACCCAACGCACACCCACCCUCGUGCCUCCGAGCUGCUUCUUGUCAUUGAGGGUGCGCUCUCCGUCGGCUUCAUCGACACCGCUGGCAAGCUCUACACCAAGGACCUAGUUGCCGGCGACAUGUUCGUCUUCCCCAAGGGCCUCGUACACUACCAGUCCAACCAGGGGGCCAACCUCGCCGUCGCGCUGUCAGGGUUUGGGAGCGCCUCCGCCGGCACCGUGUCUGUGCCGCUCACCGUGUUUGGCACCGGAAUCGACGACGUCGUGCUUGCCAAGUCGUUCAAGACCGACGUGGCCACCGUGCAGAAGCUCAAGGCAGCCCUCACACCACCGAAGAAGAAUUGAUAGUAUGACCGGUGAUGCUGCCAUGUUGGCGCUUUGCCAU
Molecule: messenger RNA, 714 nt
Organism: Lolium rigidum
Lineage: Eukaryota; Viridiplantae; Streptophyta; Magnoliopsida; Poales; Poaceae
Product: germin-like protein 9-3
Exons: 1
Coding region: 42-674 (210 amino acids)
Cellular component (GO): cell wall
Molecular function (GO): manganese ion binding
Source: RefSeq, a predicted model, not a curated record